This is a messenger RNA of Drosophila persimilis, 2700 nucleotides long. RefSeq lists its product as uncharacterized. NCBI's taxonomy places the organism in Eukaryota, Metazoa, Arthropoda, Insecta, Diptera, Drosophilidae. The coding region runs from base 76 to 2403 and encodes 775 amino acids. The record is from RefSeq and is a predicted model, not a curated record. The transcript has a single exon.
CAUAAAUUUAUUAAAAAACGUUUGUUUAUUUGGACCCGAAUCGGUUUUAAGAAGGAUAUUCCACACUAAGGAAAAAUGUCAAAGGAUAAGAACGGCCCAAAGUCGGCGGGGCAGCCACCGUUGUAUGCCGGAUGCCAGCGCCUGGAGGAUGUCACAAUCUACGACUGGAUGCGAAACAAAAACUGCAAGACCACAAACUACCAGCCCGCGGAGACAUAUCCCAACAUCCGUCCACCUAUUUCGAGGUGCACCCAGCAGAAAACCCUGGAGUGGAUGUCGGACAGCAUGGAGGCCGCUGGUUGUGGGCCGCUCAUCGACACGGAGAGGGACGAUGUGUUGGAAGCUUGGACACGCAGUCCCAACAAGGAAAGCCUCGGCUGGUACGGCAUCGGCGCUGAAAUGCGGCAUCCCGAGGCGCUGCUCUUCAACCAGGCCCUGACCAAGAGCCUUCUGGCUGCCAGCGGCGUGAAACCAAAGCCCCCGAUGCCACAGCCCGCGCCCGAAAAGAAACCGAUGGAGCCGCCGAGUGGCUCCUAUGUGCUGAAUCGAGAGUGCCUCCGCUCGCAUCUGGAGAGGAUGCCCACCGUCAGGCGGAAGCUGUCGCCCAGUUACGCCUUCACAUGGCUGCAUUGUCCGCCCCGGGAUCCCCAGAGCCCGCCUUUCGAAGACGAACGCGGGCCCCCGAUUCCCUUGUCCAGCGCCUUGGGGAUGAAGCGGACCCCGAAGAAGCAGAAGCACCGCCUGCGUCAUCGGGUGUGUCAUUUAUCCUGCGAUCGGCCGCAGAACAAGUGCACGGACUACGAGUGGAAGAAGUACAAGGAGGACCCACGCGCGAUCGACGAGGCCUUCAAGCGGGAGCAAGAGGCGGCGCAGCCAUCGGUCGAGGAGGAGCCCAAGGACUACGACGAGCUGUACGGGCGGUUGCUCUGCUGCUUUGAGCAGAAUCCCGAGCAGAACGAGAUGUGCCAAGGGUUCGAGAAGUGCUGCAAGGCUCCGGGUGAUCCCCCGACCCAAGGAUGCGGCGAAAUGGUGCCCGACGGAGCCGACGGCGGAGCCGGGGGUAAGUCUGAUGGAGAUGGCCGAGGCGGUAAAAGUGGCGAUGGCAAGGAUGGCAAAGGCAAGGAUGGCGAUGGCAAGGAUGGUGAUGGCAAGGAUGGUGAUGGUUAUGGAGAUGGACAUGGAGAUGGAGAGGGUGGCGAAAGGAAGAGCAGACGAGGGGAUGGGAAGAGGGGAGGUCGAGGCGACGGAAAGUACGGUGACGGGAAGGGUGGAGACGGAGAUGGAAAAGGUGGCGGGGACGGUGACGGAGGAAAGGGCGGCCCAGGCGGAAAAGGUGGCCCAGGUGGAAAAGACGGUCCGGGCGGAAAAGGCGGCCUAGGUGGAAAAGACGGUCCAGACGGAAAAGGCGGCCAAGGUGGAAAAGACGGUCCAGGCGGAAAAGGCGGCCCAGGUGGAAAAGACGGUCCAGGCGGAGACGGCGGCCCAGGCGGAAAAGGCGGAAAGGGGGGCAAGGAUGGAGAUGGAAAAGACGGCGAUGGCAAAGGUGGAAAGGGAGGUGACGGCAAGGACGGAAAGGGCAAGGGAGACAAAGACUCUGAUCGGAAAGGCCAUGACGGGAAGGACAAGGACCAUGACAAGGACAAGGGAACGGGACACGGUUUGAAGGGCGACCUCAGUGAUGGCAAGCUGAAAGAUGGCCAUGGCACCGGCCACAAGUACAAAACAAGUGAAUUUAGUGACAGCGACGACGAAGCCGAGAGACUGAGAAAAGGCCGCCGUACCCCGGGGAUGCGAUCGACGACCGGCUCACGCAGAGACCUUCACGGCGAUGGAACGGACGGAGGUGGCCAUGUCGGUGAUGGAACGGAUGGCAAAGACGGCCGCGGUCAUGGGGAUGGCACUGGUGAUGGGACUGGCGAUGGAACCGAUGGCAAGGAUAAGAAUAAGGGCGAUGGCAAGGGCAAGGGCAAAGGCAAGAAAGACAAGGCAAGGAUAGGCGAUGGCGAUGGCAAGGACGGCAACAAGGACUGCCCCUGCGAGCUGUGCAACUACUGCCAAAAGGAGGAGGACACCCCCCUCAUCCGCGAGAUGCGAAUUCGCGAGAAGAAGCGCCAGCAGUGGGAAUACCUCCAGCAGAUGCGCCACCGCCAGUAUCUCGAGUGCCGCGAUGCCGAGUACCGUGCCCCGCAGCACAAGUGCGACCCGAUUGUCUGCUGCGAUCGCUUCUGCCGCAACCCCAAUCUGCAGGACCACAUGUCUACGAUCGAUGCCCUGCAACAGCUGCAGAAGCAGCUUCUGCGGUGCAAUCGCCGGAAUCGCGGGUCAUCUUCGCGAAUCUACAAGUCUCUGGAGAAGCUGAAGACGAAACUGUGCACCGCCUUUGAGAUGCCACAGAGAUGUUAAGAAAAGGAUCUAUUCCCCGAGACCUCUCUGUAUAUCCCCCAAGAUCUGUGUGCGUUCGAGCCAUUCUGGGGACCCCUGUCUGUUUCAAUAUCUGUAUAAGCUGGAUAUGGAGGUAGGAGAUCUGUAUAAGCCCGUAUGCAAUAUGUUCCUAUUCUGCAAUGGACCGCAAAGGACAAGGCAGAUAUCAAUGGAUUGUAUCAUUUUAUACUCUUCUUCCUUCUUCCAUUCUUGUAAUCAUCCAGCCAUCUGUUUAUUUGUAACAACCAUGGAAUAUCCAUAAAGAUGAGAUCUUUUUAA